GAAAGAGAGAGAGAGAGUUGAGGGGAGGAGAGAGAAGAGUAGAGUUGAGUUCACUUCAGCUCUUUUUAAGCAGUUUGUUCACCGGCUGGUUUAGAUACUAGCUACCAAGCUAGGGUUAGAGAAGAACGGCGGUGUUGAAGCUCAGGACUCCAGCUAGCUAUCCCUCCCUCCUCCUGUCUUCCUCACUCUCUGUGAAUCUGUAGCCUGCUAUCUUCAGCGGAAGCCAGUCAGUGAAUGAGAAGAACCUGCCACGUCUUUCUAACAGCGUGAAGAACCAAGAAACGGGGAACAGAGUCAAUUUUCGGAGCUCCCUCACUGAUCCUGGACCAGCUAACCUAGCUAAGUUUACAAGCCGCCAAGCGUCAAACUUGCUUGCUUGUUGUGUUUUUUCAGGUUAAACUCAGUGAGUCAGUCUAUCCCUCUCUCUGUGUUUGACUGUGUGACUUGUUGGCGGGGCGUUGGUGCUGUUAGCUAGCUAGUUAGUUAGAGAGCUAGCCGCCCUGUCCACUAGUUAACUCCACGUAAACUACGCUGCUUCCAGCUUUAAGAGGACACUGAUAACCGAGCACACUACUCUUAACUAGUUAAAACAGUAAAACAGUCCAAAAAUGGCCGGAGUGAACAGUCUGGACGCCGUGAAGAGGAAGAUCAAGGUUCUGCAGCAGCAGGCAGAUGAUGCAGAGGAGAAGGCCGAGAUUUUACAGCGGCAGGUCGAGGAGGAGAAGCGGGCGCGGGAGCAGGCUGAGGCAGAAGUGGCUUCUCUGAACAGGCGUAUCCAGCUGGUUGAGGAGGAGCUGGACAGAGCCCAGGAGAGACUGGCCACCGCUCUGCAGAAGCUGGAAGAGGCAGAAAAGGCAGCAGAUGAGAGCGAGAGAGGGAUGAAGGUGAUUGAGAACAGAGCUCUGAAGGAUGAGGAGAAGAUGGAGUUGCAGGAGAUCCAGCUGAAAGAGGCCAAGCACAUUGCUGAAGAGGCUGAUCGCAAGUAUGAAGAGGUGGCUCGUAAGCUGGUGAUUGUGGAGGGAGAGUUGGAGCGUACUGAGGAGAGGGCAGAGCUUGCUGAGGCUAAAUGUGCUGAGCUGGAGGAGGAGCUGAAAAAUGUCACCAACAAUCUAAAGAGUCUGGAGGCCCAGGCUGAGAAGUACUCCCAGAAGGAGGACAAAUAUGAGGAGGAGAUUAAGAUCCUGACUGAUAAGCUGAAGGAGGCUGAGACCCGUGCUGAGUUUGCAGAGAGGUCUGUGGCUAAACUGGAGAAGACCAUUGAUGACCUGGAAGAAAAGCUCAGAGGAGCCAAAGAGGAGAACCUGAAGAUCCAUGCCACCCUGGACCAGACCCUAAGCGAACUCAACAGCUUCUAAAUGUCCUAGAUGAGGACAUUCCCCUAUUUCCCUUCAAGACACACUCAUCUCAUCUUCUCUCACAUUUGGUCCAGUCUUAAUUCUCUCAAAGGUCUUAUUUUUUUCAUUAAGAUUAUUAUUAUUUUUGUUGUUCCCCUUCCUCUUUUCUCCAAUUUCCCAUUUCUGCUUUCUGUUGAGGCUGAGCUCAAUGAGCCAACCAGCUCUUGGAACUUGGAGCAAAGCUCUCAGAACUCCAACCCCCCCGCUCUCAAACCCAUCCAUUCUACCAGAACUUUUUCAUUAAGAUUUUUUUUUGUUUUGUUUAGUUUGCCUUGUCAUUUCAAUACCAAUCUACGGGGCAAUGCUGAAGUGUCAUCCACACAUUUUUAGAGCUUUUCUCCUAUGCCAAUUCUUCAUCAGUUGAAAGGUUUCGGCUGAUGCUUUAUGUAGAUAUUGCUUUGGUUCUGACAAAGCUCAAAUGUGAUCCUUCACAUCAGUUGAGUCCUUGACUCUUCUACUCCAACCCAAAAGCCUUUUUUGAGCAAGUUGAUCAUGAGCUUUUGAUAACAUUUAAGCUACUAAAUUAACUUUCACUCUGUGGUCAGCUUCCUUUUUUUUAUGCUUCUUUUCAUAUUUUCUUCCACUUUCUCAGUCCUUGUUCAGGCUGGCUUUUUAAGCCUAAAUCAUUGGAGAAUUUCUGCAAAGGCUUUGGGUUUUAAAAAGCCUGAAAUAGCUUUUGUGUCCAGCUGUAGGUAUUGUGACUUGGUGUGACUUAUUAUUGUUUUGUUUUUUUUCCUGCAUUUUAACAGUAACCCACUGCCUUAUUGGACCACUGUGUGAAUCGCUGCACUGUAUGGGCUUUAUAGCAGCCAUCCUUUUGAGCAGAAUGAGCCAAGUCCUGCAAUUUAUUAAGUGUUUGUUAAGAAUGAUGAACGGUAUUUAUCUCCUUUUUAAUAAAGCAAUAGUUUAGUAAUAAGAGGUGAGAAAGGGAUUGUUUUUACAGCCAAAUGAGCGCGACAUCACUGCCAAUCCUAGAUGUUCAAGGGCCUGUAAAUGGUGCGCACACAGCACUUGGGAGACAAACUUUUUAAACACUUAAAAGUUAAUAAAUAAAUGAUUUAAGGGUGAAUGCGUAUUUUUUAACUGGAAAAGCCCAAAAUACAAAUAUAAUCACUGUUACUGUCUUGUUUGUGAAUUGAUCUUUUUUUUUUUUUAAUAAAGACCAUGAUUUUUACUGUCA
Astyanax mexicanus (Mexican tetra) is the source of this 2574-nucleotide messenger RNA. It is a transcript of the gene tpm3, whose product is annotated as tropomyosin 3. Gene Ontology annotation, cellular component: actin filament. Bases 609 to 1355 code for a protein of 248 amino acids. Gene Ontology annotation, biological process: actin filament organization; muscle contraction. The record is from RefSeq and is a predicted model, not a curated record. The transcript is spliced from 8 exons. Gene Ontology annotation, molecular function: actin filament binding. NCBI's taxonomy places the organism in Eukaryota, Metazoa, Chordata, Actinopteri, Characiformes, Acestrorhamphidae.